Messenger RNA from Babesia bovis T2Bo, 1454 nucleotides. RefSeq names its product Spherical Body Protein 2 truncated copy 12 (SBP2). Lineage: Eukaryota; Apicomplexa; Aconoidasida; Piroplasmida; Babesiidae. The coding region runs from base 201 to 1367 and encodes 388 amino acids. The record is from RefSeq and is a predicted model, not a curated record. The transcript has a single exon.
GUCUAUUUUGCGCUCUUUAGUCUUCUACUUACUUUCGUAGUUGUAGAAUAGAAUUCUUUCCUUCAUCCGUAAGGUUGAUAUUCGGUGUUGCUGGUUUUCUUGAGGCUGUCUUCUACCCUGCAAGUUACCCCUAAGUAGCUUGUAUCAAUCUAAGUUCGACUAGGUCACACUUGUUACUUUUUGUUGAUUGUAUUAUCAGGAUGGCAAUCACCGCUCGUAACAACGGCUUCCGCAAGGUUGCCAAGUGGAUUGUUGGCGCAGUUGUUGUGGCAGGUGCUACCAGCGCUAAUGUUGCUGCUGAAUCUCACCUUCAAGGUGCCAAAAAGGUCCCAUUCUAUGCACCUGAAGCUGUAGUUUUUGUCACUUCUCUUGGCAAGGAGUACACUAACCAAGACAUCGACAACCUUGUUGACUGCACUGAUUUGGAAUGCACUGGUAGUGUUUGGAGGCACGAAAUAACGCGCAGAAGAGCUGAGCUUCUUUACCGCAUGGAGAAGUUCGACAAACUCAUGCAGCAAUUGCCAUCUGACCUAGUCACUGCAGCAAUGAUGUACCACACUUUUGAAAUGUUGCCUGAGCAGCUCGCUAAGGACAUCACCCGCUACGUAUUCAACGCCAACUACAAUAACUUGAUUGAUGAACUCCCAGAGCCAUUGGCCCAGCUGGCAUUGGAAUUCAAUGUUUAUGAAGGUAUCGACUACGCCAUUUUGGAGUUGUUUAGGCAAUACCUCAGGCACUACAAGCAAACCGGCAAGGUAUUCGUACCAAAUAAGGGUCCAUACGACCUUGAAGAGAUUUUCUAUGUUCCUCCCAAGAAUGUAGAAUCCAUGCCUGUCGAAGCUGCCCCUGAGCUAGUUAUUGAAGAUGUGCCGGUUGAAGAGGUUGACACUGAGGAUCUUGACUACGUCAUUUUCACCAACUGCGUUGGUACCCAAUUCACCAACAGAGAUCUGUACCAGAUGUUAGGCUUUAAAGCCAACACCAGGAGUGACAUUGAAUCUCUCGAUGCUGCCGACAAACGCAAACUGUUAGGAAAGAAAGCUAUGUUGUUGAACCAAAUGCGCAACUUCAACAGGGUGCUUAAGAAGCUCCCCGCCGAUCAUGCUAAGAUUGCUGGUUCGCACGCUGUCUACAAUACAUUGCCUGAGGAUCUUGCAAGAGAGGUGAAGAUGUACUGGUUCGACAAGCUUUACCCAAACCUCAUCUCUAAACUUCCCGAACAUUUGGUUUACGACUUGUUGAAAUGUGAUGUCUAUGAGGGAAUGACAUGUGAUGUCCUAAUGAAAGUUAUUGCCUUCCUUCGUUCUAUUGCUGACGAAGCAACUAUUAAGUCACUCACUUCCAAGGUGGAAAAGGCCGAGAUUUAAAUAAGUUCACGCAUACGGAAAGAAGCUACUGAUGCGGUGUAUAUUAAAAAUUUGUGAAUGUAGUUGUUAAUUUUGUAGCGAAGGUUU